AUUGCAGUAUUUUUGGCAUUUACCAACACCGACUCGUUUUUCGCCAAGCGUCUGCUAGAUUUUACUAUUUUUUUCCAUAAUUAUCAAAGAACUACCAUUUUGCCGCGACCGAAAAGCAAUUAAUACCGAAGCUAACCACCCAACAGAGCAGCCCUCAACGGAAAGUUGAGCCAAAUAACGGUAAUACAAGAGAUAAACACGGAAAACAGCGAGCGGCGGUUGUGAGGCGACGCCGAAUCUAAUACAGGAAACGAGGAUUUAAGUGGUUUGUCAGUCAGAUGUCGCGCAGCGUGAGAGCGGAGACCAGGAGCCGGGCCAAGGAUGACAUCAAGCGGGUCAUGCAGGCGGUGGACAAGGUGCGGCACUGGGAAAAGAAAUGGGUCACCAUCAGCGACACCACCAUGAAGAUCUACAAAUGGGUGCCCAUCUCAUCGGCCAGCGAAAAGAAAUCAAAGCUCCAGCAGCUAUCCGGUGGCGCCGGUGCCGGCGUCAAUGUAUCCGGAGGCGGUGGUGGUGGCGGUGUCGGGGGAGGCGGUGGUGGCGGGAAGCUGAGCGACAAGGAGAACUCCCAAAAGGGCACACCCACACCGCCACAAAUCACGCCCAGCUACGCGGGACUCACUGCCGAGGAUUCAAACACCUGUUUCUCCGUCGUAUCGGACAGCCAAGGCGCCGACUUUGUGUCCAGUAUGCCCUUCUCGGAGGACUCGAACUCGCAGGGCAGCGACGGGCCGGUGAAGCGCCUGAAGACGAGCGAUUAGCCCCAGAUGCCCGGCAGACGCCUUAGCAGCGCCUACUGCAGCAGCAGCAGCAACUAACUAACUAAUAGUCGCCACAAAUACACAACUAAGUUAAGGAUUCUUGUUGGCAACAACAACAACAACAACAACGAUAGAAACACACACCAGAUCGUGACCAGAUCAGAUCGCGAGUAUCUGCCUCAGCCCAAGACUUAAGCAAUUCUCCUAGAAAUCUAAAGAUAAUGCAGCUGGCCCCGCCCCUUUAGCCCUUUUCCCGCCUGCCUCUCAGAUCACCAACCAUUAUGUAUU
This is a messenger RNA of Drosophila ananassae, 1049 nucleotides long. It is a transcript of the gene BCL7-like, whose product is annotated as B-cell CLL/lymphoma 7 protein family member A. The transcript has 2 exons. NCBI's taxonomy places the organism in Eukaryota, Metazoa, Arthropoda, Insecta, Diptera, Drosophilidae. The record is from RefSeq and is a predicted model, not a curated record. Bases 279 to 761 code for a protein of 160 amino acids.